This is a messenger RNA of Pseudopipra pipra, 4883 nucleotides long. RefSeq names its product calcium/calmodulin dependent protein kinase II gamma (gene CAMK2G). The transcript has 24 exons. Gene Ontology annotation, biological process: protein phosphorylation. The record is from RefSeq and is a predicted model, not a curated record. The coding region runs from base 338 to 2167 and encodes 609 amino acids. Gene Ontology annotation, molecular function: calcium/calmodulin-dependent protein kinase activity; ATP binding; calmodulin binding. Lineage: Eukaryota; Metazoa; Chordata; Aves; Passeriformes; Pipridae.
GAGCCAGUUCUCGCGGUGCUGGCCAGGCUCAGCCUCCUUCCCCUCCCCGGCGAGCGGUGACUGUGCACGGCGGAGCGGGGAGCGCCGAGCCGGGCGCGGGGGGAGCCCGCGCCGCCCCGCCGAGCCAGGAGGAAAGGCCGCCGAGCAGCGCGCCCGCCCGGCCCGUCCCCGCCGCCCUGCCCCAUGCCCCAGCGGCGCUGAACCUCCCGCAGUGCGAACAUGGCCACCACGGCAACGUGCACCCGCUUCACCGACGAGUACCAGCUCUACGAGGAGCUUGGCAAGGGAGCCUUCUCUGUGGUCCGCAGAUGUGUAAAGAAAAAUUCUUCACAGGAAUAUGCUGCAAAAAUCAUCAAUACCAAAAAGCUGUCAGCGAGAGAAGGAUGAAAACCAGGGUAGUGAGAGGCUCAGAUUCCAAAGAUCUGAAUUUGUUCACAGACUUGUCACUGACAUGUUCUCAGGUUUCAGUUCCUCUGCUUUUCUUCUUCAGCUCCUUAAAGAUCACCAGAAACUGGAACGUGAAGCUCGAAUUUGCCGACUUCUAAAGCAUCCAAAUAUCGUGCGACUCCAUGACAGCAUUUCAGAAGAAGGUUUCCAUUACCUCGUCUUUGAUCUGGUUACUGGUGGGGAGCUCUUUGAGGAUAUUGUUGCUAGAGAAUACUACAGUGAAGCAGAUGCCAGCCACUGUAUUCAUCAGAUACUGGAGAGUGUGAAUCACAUUCACCAGCAUGAUAUCGUGCACAGGGACUUGAAGCCUGAGAAUUUACUACUGGCAAGUAAAUGUAAGGGUGCUGCUGUCAAACUGGCUGACUUCGGACUGGCUAUAGAAGUCCAGGGAGAGCAGCAGGCCUGGUUUGGGUUUGCUGGUACUCCAGGCUACCUCUCCCCUGAAGUCUUAAGAAAAGAUCCUUAUGGAAAACCAGUGGAUAUAUGGGCAUGUGGAGUGAUUCUGUACAUAUUACUAGUGGGGUACCCUCCCUUUUGGGAUGAAGAUCAGCACAAACUCUAUCAGCAGAUCAAAGCCGGAGCCUAUGACUUCCCAUCACCUGAGUGGGACACUGUGACUCCUGAAGCCAAGAAUUUGAUCAACCAGAUGCUGACGAUAAACCCAGCAAAGCGCAUCACAGCUGACCAGGCUCUCAAACAUCCAUGGGUCUGCCAACGAUCCACUGUCGCAUCGAUGAUGCACAGGCAGGAGACUGUGGAAUGCUUGAGAAAGUUCAAUGCUAGGAGAAAGCUAAAGGGUGCAAUCCUUACAACAAUGCUUGUGUCUCGGAAUUUUUCAGCUGCCAAAAGCCUGCUGAACAAGAAGUCAGAUGGAGUGAAGAAAAGGAAGUCGAGCUCCAGUGUGCAUUUGAUGCCACAGAGCAACAACAAAACCAGUAUAGUAAGCACUGCAAAAGAAACACCCCCAGUGCAGACGUCCAUGGAGCCUCAAACAACUGUUGUCCAUAAUGCUACAGAUGGCAUAAAGGGUUCCACAGAGAGCUGUAACACCACAACUGAAGAUGAGGAUCUGAAAGCUCCCCCUCUCUCCACCGGGGACGGCAGCUCAGUGCUUGAAGGACGGAGGCACAGUGAGAGCAAAACACAGACUGAGUCCAUGCAGUCCCAGCUUUCUCUCUGUUUCUCAGCCACUACACAGUCUUGUGAAGAGAAGCUUCAUGCCUGGGACAGCCCAGGGCAGACAUUGGAGUUAGAGCGUGCUCGGUCGGAGCCUUUGUUAACUCCAGUAGUUCCCUUUGUACUUAACCGAGCACCGUUGCGUAAGCAAGAGAUCAUUAAGAUAACAGAGCAGCUGAUAGAGGCCAUCAACAAUGGAGAUUUUGAGGCUUAUACAAAAAUCUGUGAUCCGGGCUUGACCUCAUUUGAACCUGAAGCACUGGGGAACCUGGUUGAAGGAAUGGAUUUCCAUAAGUUUUACUUUGAAAACUUACUGUCGAAGAACAGCAAGCCAAUACACACGACCAUCCUGAACCCCCACGUCCACGUGAUCGGCGAGGACGCUGCCUGCAUCGCGUACAUCCGCCUGACGCAGUACAUCGAUGGCCAGGGCCGGCCCCGCACCACGCAGUCUGAAGAGACCCGUGUCUGGCACCGCCGAGACGGCAAGUGGCUCAAUGUCCACUACCACUGCUCUGGAGCUCCUGCAGCACCUCUCCAGUGAGGAUCAGAUAUGGCAACUUGUGGAGAUACUCAGCUGGAGGGCAAUAUCUUCUUAGCAAGCAGCUCUGGAGUGCCUGAGUGACAGCAACGGUCAUGUCUGUUUUGACGUUAAAAAAAUAAAUACAAAUUACAAACAGGCAGCAGCCAAAUGCACGAAACCCUGCAUGCAUCUGAUGCUCCGGGCGCUGCCUUUCUGUUGUUUUCCAUGGAUCCAUCGUGUCUGUUUCUGCUGUACGAAGGUGUUUUUAAAUCUAAAAAAAAAAAAAAGACAUGUUGUUUGUAUAAAAUAAUAAAAACCAGGAAUAAUGCUAAAUAAAUGACAGAUUAUCCAACAUGCCCCUUCCCCCAGGGCUAAGAAAAUGGCAGCAACCGGAACAUCUUUCAGAAAUGAAGUGAGGGGGAAAGCAAAAGUGAAGGAGAGAGGAAGAGAGAGGGAGAGCAAAAAAGGAGGCAGCUUGAGCAGCGGAUGGCUGAACUGUGCUCCGCAAACCACGGUGGGAGUUAACACCGCGUUCGGGCUGUGCUGCAACUUCAGCCGGUGAGAGGUGGCGAGGAGACCCCAGAGGAGCCAGUGUGAAGACUGGGGUUCAAGAGAGAGGAGGCACUUCUCUUCCUGUUGCCUGGCAGUCUGACUUCAGCCUGUUUCUUAGAUUUCUGCACAGCAAGAACACUAUGGAAAGCUGGUUGCUCGGCUGCUGGAUCCCAAAACAGACUUUUUUUUUCCUUUUUUUUUUUUCUUUUCUUUUCUUUUUUUUUUUUUAAGAAAUAAAACAAAAUGGGAUGUUGAUUUAAAACUAAAGAUGGAAGUAGGGAUUAAAAAAUGGGUUUAAGUGAAUAUAACUUGAAUAGAAGUUCGCUCCUUAGUGAUCCUGGUUUUAAAAACAGCCAAACAUGGAGUUUUGAAGCCAGCUUAUUUAAUUUAACAAAACAAAACAAAAAAGCAUUGCAUUAAGAGCAGAGAUUUUAGAGGAAGAGGGUACACGUAUGGGAUUUUCUAUUAUUUUUUUCCUUUCUAGUAGCGUAGUUGGGAUCCACAGUGCUGCAGAACACGUGUUCCUUAGGAAGCAGACAAAAAACUUAGUGUUAUGUUCUUCAUGAAAACUUGCACAUACACUCCUAUAUGAGGCAUAAAUAGCGUGUGUUUUUUAUACUGAAAUAUAUGCACCCAUAGAAUUGAAGGGGUUACCUGGCCUCCUGUUUGAUUUGUUUGGUCUCCGAGUAAAAUAGCAGUGGGAGCCAGUGGCCCCAGCCAGGUGCUUCUCCCCACCACUAACCCAUCUGAUGUUUGUAAGUGUCAUGUUUCCUAGUGUUUAUUUGGGUAAUUUUUCUAUUUUUUACAGUGAUGUUGUAACACAGAAAACUAUCAGAUCAGAACCUCAAAAGCUGUAGCUGAAGGACUCUUGGCCACCUCCCUGUGUUACCUCUGGGUGUUAGAGAAUACCUCAUGAAACAGAGGGGAAAGGGAAUGAGCACAUGUGAUCUGAUGUUUGUCCUUUGGGCCAAUUCAUCUUCCUUUCUUUUCUUUGCUGCAAAAGGAUUUCAAUUCCUUUAUUCAUCGGGUGGGGAAUGUGUAAGUGUUUUGUUGACCUUACCAAGGAGGGAGCCUAGCCCCAGGAGGAAAAUGGCCUUUCUGGCAGACCUGAUGGGAUUUGUCUUGACCAAGGGAAGGCAUCACUUGCAGAAGUUGGGAUGAGCUUUUACCUGCACUUGUCUACCCCUAAUCAGGUUUUUGGAUCUUCAGAGAGAGUUAAAAUGAUUGCCUUGACAGCAUCGGCAACCUUUUUGCAGACUACAGAAAAGAAGACAAUUUGGAAUUUUAAUCCUUAUUCGACAAAAUGCAGAAAAUAAAAGCUGUUGCACAAAGCGGAGCUGUCAAUUUGCAACAGAUAGCACUCUGCUCUCUUUGUUAGAGAGGUGCUAUCCCAUACCAGGAUUAGAUGAGCCAACCCCUGAUGAAGGAAAAGACCAUCCAGACCUUUCCAGGUUUGUUUAAGCAAACACCCUUUUAUUCCUCCCUCCACUAUCCCAGGGAGGAGUGCGGGGAUUGAACUCAUGGGGGGCAAACACUAGAUUUUAUUAUUUCAAAACAUUCUUAAAACAGCACUAAGCCAGUGAGUGAAGUGGAAAAGUGAAAAGCCUUGAUAUUUUAAUCAGACUUUUUUAAGCCACAGAGAGCAAACAGAUAACAAUUAUGCCAUUUAAAAAAGAUAAAUACAAAACAUUAUGCAUGCCUUCUUUUGGUCUGAUCUUCCUUGUCUCUACCUGACGAUUAUUAAUAAUUAAAAAAAAGAACCCUCUGUAUUAAGUAUAUGCAUCUUUCAGAGAAAAUUUUAAAAGAACAGAAAUGUUGGUUUUUUGUUUUUGCACAGUCUUGGAGACAAAUUCUUUUGGAUUUUUUUCGUUUGUUUUGUUUCCUUUUAAGUUAAUGAGAACCUUAGCUUGGUAUGGCCAUUAUCAAACACAGCUGUACACCUUUAGCAUUCUUAAUGUUCUCUUAUGGGGCUAAUGUAAGCAUCUAUAUAAUAUAUAUUAUAAAUAUCACAUUUUAAACAGGAAAUGGAAGGCAUUUGAUGCAGAAUUUUUGCAUGAUAUAGAAAUAAUUAAAGUUAGCUAGUGUUUGUUUGUUUGGUCUGAAUGUUGGUAGAACCUUCAUAGCUUUGUUACAAUGAAACCUUGAACUGAAGAUAUUUAAUAAAAUAACAUUUAAACAGUGUAAA